Messenger RNA from Dama dama (fallow deer), 4162 nucleotides. It is a transcript of the gene ARSB, whose product is annotated as arylsulfatase B. The record is from RefSeq and is a predicted model, not a curated record. NCBI's taxonomy places the organism in Eukaryota, Metazoa, Chordata, Mammalia, Artiodactyla, Cervidae. Bases 16 to 1611 code for a protein of 531 amino acids. The transcript is spliced from 8 exons.
CGGCGGGGGCGCAGGAUGGGCGCGCGUGGCGCCGCGAGCCCGCCGCGAGGCCCCGGGCCGCUCCUCCCCGCCAUCCUCCCGCUGGGGCUGCUGCUGCUGCUGCCGCUGCCGCCGGGCUCGGGCGCCGGAGCCGGCCGGCCGCCCCACCUCGUCUUCGUGCUGGCGGACGACCUGGGCUGGAACGACGUGGGCUUCCACGGCUCGGCCAUCCGCACGCCGCGCCUGGACGCGCUGGCGGCUGGCGGGGUGCUGCUGGACAACUACUACACGCAGCCGCUGUGCACGCCCUCGCGGAGCCAGCUGCUCACCGGCCGCUACCAGAUCCACACAGGUUUACAGCAUCAAAUAAUCUGGCCCUGUCAGCCCAGCUGCAUUCCUUUGGAUGAAAAACUCCUGCCCCAGCUUCUAAAAGAAGCAGGCUACGCUACCCACAUGGUUGGAAAAUGGCACCUGGGAAUGUACCGGAAAGAAUGUCUUCCAACGCGCCGAGGAUUUGAUACCUACUUUGGAUAUCUUCUAGGUAGUGAAGAUUACUACUCCCAUGAGCGCUGUACCUUAAUUGACGCUCUGAAUGUCACACGAUGUGCUCUUGAUUUUCGAGAUGGUGAAGAAGUUGCAACAGGAUAUAAAAAUAUGUAUUCAACAAAUGUAUUUACUGAAAGGGCUACAACCCUCAUAACCAACCACCCACCAGAGAAGCCUCUGUUUCUCUACCUUGCUCUCCAGUCUGUCCAUGAGCCCCUUCAGGUCCCCGAGGAAUACCUGAAGCCCUAUGACUUCAUCCGAGAUAAGAACAGGCACCACUAUGCAGGCAUGGCAUCCCUUAUGGAUGAAGCAGUGGGAAAUGUCACUGCGGCCUUGGAAAGCCGCGGGCUGUGGAACAACACGGUGUUCAUCUUCUCCACAGAUAACGGCGGACAGACCUUGGCGGGGGGCAACAACUGGCCCCUCCGAGGAAGAAAGUGGAGCCUGUGGGAGGGAGGCGUGCGAGCGGUGGGCUUUGUGGCCAGCCCCUUGCUGAAGCGGAAGGGCGUGAAGACCCGGGAGCUCAUCCACAUUUCUGACUGGCUGCCCACCUUGGUGAAGCUGGCCGGGGGCAGCAUAGCUGGCACCAAGCCUCUGGAUGGCUUCGAUGUGUGGACAACCAUCAGUGAAGGAAGCCCAUCCCCCAGAAUGGAACUGCUGCACAAUAUCGACCCAAACUUUGUAGAUAUUUCACCAUGUCCUGGGAACAGCAUGGCUCCAGCCAAGGAUGAUUCUUCCCGUCUGGAAUAUUCAGCCUUCAACACAUCUAUCCACGCUGCCAUUAGACACCAGAACUGGAAACUGCUCACAGGCUACCCAGGCUGUGGUCACUGGUUUCCCCCACCAUCUCAGUAUAAUAUUUCUGUGAUACCCUCAUCGGACCCACCAGCCAAGACCCUCUGGCUCUUUGACAUUGACCGGGACCCCGAAGAAAGGCAUGACCUGUCAAGAGAAUAUCCCCACAUCGUCAAGAAACUCCUUUCCCGUCUGCAGUUCUACCAGAAACACUCAGUGCCUGUCUACUUCCCGGCACAAGACCCCCGUUGCGAUCCCAAGGCCACUGGGGCCUGGGGCCCUUGGAUGUAGGAUUUUAGGCAGCCUGGAGAGCAGCUUGAAAGCCUCUCUGCAAGUUGGACUCCAGGCCUUUACUUGUGUGAUUCUUGUCUUGUUUGUUCUCCCAGCCUGGGUUCCCCUGGCCCUGCUCUUGCUCCUAAACCACAUUGAGUUGUCUAAUUUCAACCCCUGGUGCAAUUGAGGUGCUGAUAAAAUCUGAACACUGAUGCUGUUGGCUGGGGUAUGUGUCCAGAGGAGAGGGUGACUGGGUUCACCCUCCCUUUCCUGAGCUGCAGGAUUGCUGGGAACUUGACUUAAAAGAGGAAGUUACUGAGUCUUGGAGGCUGGAGCAGCUGGUUCUUUUUGCCUCACAAGUCAAAUGUUAGAUUUCCCUCUGCAAUAGCCGGGUUUUAUUGGAGUGACUCACGUUUCUUGUAACAAAUGAAAGGGUUAGACAGUCGUUAAUGGUUCUGUUGGCCACGGGUUCUCCUGCCUGUAAGAGAUCCUGUUGAGGCAUCCCCUGUGAAUCACCCGCCUUGGUUCACCCCUCGCUCACGCAUCUCAUCACUCACCUCAUCACUCAUCCUGUCACAGAGCAUAAGUCUUGUUUCAUUAUUAACAUGAGUUUGGCAAUAUGCCUGCUUCUUAGUUUUGGGCUUUACGGUUAAGGAAUGUGUUUUUAUCCCCCGGUUUUUCCCAACCGUUGCUCAUCUUGUCUGGACUGCCAGCUACCCCCACGCCCUUUGGGGUUCUUUUUCUGCCUUUCCUCUGAUUCAGGCAUCCUGCACCUGGGAAGGCUGCUUUGCUUCUCCACUAUGAGCACCACUGGUCUCUGAUACACUGCUGAGGCCUGCCUUCCUUCUGACCCUGAAGCUGGAGGGCUACCUAGAGAGAACGGCGAGUCUAGCUCUGUGGGCAUGUUCAUGGCAGUACCUGGGUCUCUGUCAUCUGCUUGGAGAUGUUUUUUCCUAGUUGCAUGGAGUUUAUUCUCAUGAUUGUGGCUAAGUGUCAAAAUAUAUUUAGUUGCACUGUUCUUCGCUAAAAGUGAGGAGAAACCUUGGGAAAGGAUAAUAUUGUCCUGAGAUGAUGCAAGUAGUAGGCAGUUUGAAAAUGGAAAUGGCCAGCAUGUGGGAUACUGGACCUCGAUAACACAGAAGAAGGCAUAUCCAUGUUUCUCUUAUUUUCUUAGCCUUACUGCCUUUAUUGAGGUUGGGGGAAGAGCAUACACAGUUUGAUCUUCCAGCUCUUUUUCAGCCCCACCAACAUCCUACUAACAUGAGCAAGUCCAGAUGAGCUUCAAAGAGUGUCAAACUCAGGAAAAUGUGGCCAAAAUCUACAUUCCCUUUUUUUUUUGCGUUAACUCCACUGUUUCAUUCAAUGCUUAUCUCCAAUGCCUGGAUCAAUGCCUGCUGCAUGGAAGGCACUCAGUACACCUUUUUAAAAAAUAAGUGAGUGAAUGAACAAAUGAAUAAAUGAGAAAGUCUCAUACGAGGGAAGAUGCUAGUUCAAUGAGCUGAGUACUGGGCUGAAUAUAAAUAUCUUCCAACCGUCACUUUUCUGUUCUCAAGCUGCCCUACUGGGAUAGGAGCACAUAUCUGGGCAGUCUAGGACACCAUGGUGAAGUUGUGAUGUCUUCCAGAGGGAGAAGGGCAAGAAAUAUGCCUGCUGAAGGGACUCUCCUGCCAAUAAUCCUCAGUUCUCCUCUGCAAAGGACACUGGAAACUAAAACCACCAAAUACGAUAUAGGUCGUGGCACAGCCAUCCUUCAGUUCAGCAGCAAUAUCCUCUGGUGACAACUAGUUUGUGUUAAAAUACGAUGAAUGGAAAGAAAUGGUGCUAGAGCUAAUGACACCUGUUACCAGCCUGUCCCCCAUGCCUGGGCCGGCAUGCAGCUGGCCAAAGUGCUUCUGACUCUCACUCCCAAGCCUGUGGACCCUUCUAACCCCGGGGGUGGAGGUACUGUUAAUACUGUAAGAUUGGAGGCCAUCACCACAUGACACCUGUUCUCUCCUCCUGCUGUCCUCCCAGCAGCUGUUCCCAAUCCUGGGUCCUUGAUUGCUGUGUACCGUGUGGAUGUUCUGCACUCGAUGGGCUCAAAAGGAAUUUUAAGGACUGAUUUUUUUGGUAAAACUUUUACUUGAGAUCUUAUGUUAUCCAUAAUAGAACGUCAUUGGGUUUUCUUAUUCUGUACAGGAAUGUAAACAGAUUCACAGGCUGUCACUAGAAGUAUGAACAGUGUUUCUUUCUGACUUGGUUUACCUAUGGUUUUGUUUAUUUAAUUUCCUUUUUACUACCUGAUUAUUCCAGAUGUAGGGGACAAAAAAUUAAAUUUAUCUUUGAAAAUGUGUCAGCCGUGAGUAUGGGGUUUUCAUUUGGGAGAUGAAAAGGUUUUGCAAUUGGAUAGUAGUGAUGGUUGUACAACAUCAUGAAUGCACUUAAUGCCUCUGAAUUGUACUUUAAAUGAUUCAAAUGAUAAAUUUUACAUUGUAUAGUUUUUAACCACAAUUUCAAAGCUAUGUUGGUCUGUUUUGUGUCAUGUGAAUUUUAACUGAAAAAAUCUAUUAAAUAAAUAUAACAAAAAAUA